Vanrija pseudolonga is the source of this 1395-nucleotide messenger RNA. RefSeq lists its product as uncharacterized. Bases 1 to 1395 code for a protein of 464 amino acids. The transcript is spliced from 2 exons. The record is from RefSeq and is a predicted model, not a curated record. NCBI's taxonomy places the organism in Eukaryota, Fungi, Basidiomycota, Tremellomycetes, Trichosporonales, Trichosporonaceae.
AUGACCCAGCACGACAACACGGCGGCCGAGCGCCUGCUGGCCAUCCCGCACCUCGUCGAGUCCAUUACCGCCUCAGAGACGCGCAACACCCAGGUCAUCCUACUCCGCGUGUGCGAGGUGUUCCACCAUGCCGCCGGACGCGAGCUGUACCGCUGCCUCACUCUCUCCCAAGGCAAGGACAACCUCAUCCGCCGCGUCAUGCGCGGGGCCCUGAUCGGCUCGUCGGCUUAUGGGCCUACCCCUGUCGACUGUGCGACGUUCACCAUCGAGUUCCUCACCCCCGGCCUUGGUAGGCACCUCGGCAAGUUCUUCGCCCUCGACGACAACAUCCCGCACAGCACGCCGAUCGUCCACGCCAUCGCGAUGGAGGUCAUCUUCGGCUCCAAGGACUUUGCCUUCAACCCGAUCAAGCGCAACUUUAAGCGCGCGCUCCUGUCGUACACCAAGGUUCUGACCAUCGGCACCCACCACUCGUGCUCGUGCGACAUCUUCGCCGAGCAGUGGGCCGACCUCUUCCCCAAUGUUGAGGUGCUGCGCGUCGCCCCGCGCAAGUCGAGCGAUGCCAUGGGCCGCAGCGUGGCGUUCACGCCCUUCGACCUUAUGCCGACGUGCCACCCCGGCCACAACGCGUGCGCCUCGAGCCUCACCCCGUGCUCCCUCCUCACCAAGCUGCGCCCGAGAAAGAUCGUCCUGCGCAACAUGGACGGCUCGGCGUUCCCCGUUCCAGACGGCUACGUGUGGGACGUGCCUGGCGUCAAGAGCGUCGUGUACUUUCUCCCGAUCGAUGACAAGGAGCACUACCAGAUCAACCGCUACUUCCGGUCCAUCAUGACCCACUUCUGGAGCGUCCCCGACCUCAAGAUUGUCCUGAUCGGCGAGCACGAGGGCGUUAUCGGCGAGGAGGAGAUGUUCCGCCGCGAGCUGAACCCCGUCGGCGUCUGCCCGGACUUCAUUGUCGGUGCGCUUUCCGCCGCGACGUUCCAGCGCGUCCGCGAGCCGCAAGGCAUCAAUCUCCUGAGCAGGACUGAGGAGUAUGGCAAGAUGAGAGCGACGUACGAUCACCUCCGCGCAACGCGCCCGACACCGACUCGCCGCUGCACCGUCUACGGUAUCGGCAAGAUCAAGUACAUUCUCGGCCAGAGCUUCGUAAUCCGCCGGUACUUGUGGCUGUUCCCGCCUGCGGAUCCUGCGCAGGAGCCAAGCCGCAAGCUGGUCGUUGAGGUUAUCAAGAAGGAAGUCAAGAGCCAGAUGAUCCUCAGCCACCCUGGUCCGGAGCUUCCAUUCGAUACGGCCGCUUGGAACAAGGCGACGGGAAACAAUAUCACAUUUCGCUCGAUCGCGGACUACAUGAACGAUGAAGCGGCCAGGGCUGGAGAGAUCAAUGCCAGUGACUAG